GUCUGAUAUACCAUGGCUUUCAACCAAUCAGCAUUCAGGGCUCGAACCACCGAGUUUAUAACAAUGUAUAUAUCACUAGGAGGAGGAGAAGGGUAGGAGGGAGCAGCUGGAGCCUCUGUCUGAGGAGCAGGAGCUGGAGGAGUUGAGGAGUCAGGUGCUGCAGCUCCUCCUGGAGUUAGAAGGGGCCAGGGAGAUAUCCAACAAACACCAGGAGGCUUUCCACGAGCUGCAGGGUCUAUUGGAGGAUGAGCGUUUGACCAGUGCUCAUCAGGCAGAAGCCUUCUCACGACAGGUCCACAACCUGCAAGCCCAGUUGCGUUCGGUACAGGAGGAGAUUGACUCUCUGGAGGAGGAGAAAAAGAGCGAACUGACUGAGGCCCAGGAGGAGCUACGCCUGGCCCAGGAGGAGGUGCUACUGCUGCAGCAGGCGGCGGAGGAGUCGGCGGCUGAGAGGGAGAACGACAUUGCCUCCCUACAGGAGGAGCUUUGUCGCCAUCAGGCCGAGCUGGGGAGGCUCAACGAGGAGACACAGGAGUACGAGCUGGAGAUCACCACGCUCCGUGCCGAGAUCAGCAUGAAGAGUCAGAGGAGAGAGGAGGAGAGGAGAGAAGGAGACAUAGAAACACUGAAGCAGGAGUGUGUCACGUUGAGGGAGGAGUGUGAGACAUUGAAGAAUGACAACCGACGUCUGACUGAGAGACUACAGCUACAGAGGACAGGUUCCAACAGCCACCUGUCCCUGAAGGAGGAUGGGGAGGACACCGGGAUCGGAGUGGGCACAGAGAUGGGGGGCAUGGCUGAGAGCUACAUGACCAUGGCAGACUGCCAGUCAACGGGCACAGGCACCAACUGCCGCCUGAAGGACGUGUCCAUUCAGAAGAACAUCUCGUUCGACGGGAAGCCCAUGACCCCCACCGGCUGGAAUGGAGGAUUUGGGGAGAUCGUCUCACUGAAGGACCAGCUAAAACAAGCUGAGGAGAAGGCCUCACUGGUACAGAGACAGUGUGACGGUUUGAAGACCGAGCUGAGGGAGCUACAGGUGCUAUAUGACUGCAGCCAGAGGGAGAGGGCGGGGAUGGAGGAGGAGCUACUGCGCUGCAAGGCUGAGUUGGAGCGGCUGGCUGGAGGGGGGCAGAGCUAUAUCCAUUCGUCUGAGUCUCCUGUUCUCUCCAUCCCCUUCAUAGGAAUAAUUGUAAUAUUGGGAGUGGUUUGGUGCUGGUUGUCCGAGCUGGCGUCACAGAAAGCAAGGGGUGGGAUAUAGAAUGGAACCCUAUUCUGACUGUCACCGCGGCAACAGCUGUGCUUCUGAUCGUGGCUAGCUUGUUGAGAGGCCCGAUGUUGAGCAGAUCAGUAACAAGUUAUACCGACAAAGACGGUAAUGUCUGCUUAUAGACAACUACCCUCCAUCCCCACCCCCUUAUCACAUCGAUCUGCGACGAACAACAGAUCACACGCCAUUCCUCUAAUUCAUCGCUAGGAAGAGGAUAUUUAGAUGACAACUGUUCAAAAAACAGGAGGAUCUUGAAAAGGAAAACUUCAGAAAACAGGAGAUAAGAGUGCUCAUAGUUCUGAUGGAAAAGAUGGACUCCUUUUCUCUCCUGUUCUGGGGGACACAGGUCUUCGUGAAGCUGAGAACAUAGUGUGGAUACUUACAUUUAAUUGGAUAGUACCUUCCCGCAUAAAUCUAGCUGGUUCUGUCCCUGUGGCAUCUCAUUCUGUCCCUCUCUCUCUGUCUGUCUCACGGGUCUUGACUAUGGGACUCAAUUGGUCAUGAGUUUAAAUGUCUUAUACUACUCUUAUACAACUCUCAUCUUGUAUUUUACUAAAUGUAUUUAUUAAUAUGUUAAUUGAUUGGUCAUCUUUUAACAAGAAUCACCUCUGCACCUUGCACAUUUGCUGAAUUAAAACCCUUAAAUAAAUAAAUGAGGUUAAAUAAAUAAAUAAAAUCCAUAUGAUGUUGUAAAUAAGUCCUAGUAGAAUCCUUCUGAAAAUAUAAUUAUAUCUACACGUGUAAUUCAUUAUUUAAAGGAAUAUGUCGAAUACAUGAAAUAAUUUAAUGUCUGUGCCCGUGUUUUGUGAAUAGCUCAAACCAUGGGGAUUUUUCUCAAUUAGAAUUAAAUUAAUAAUGAAGACCUAGUAUAGAGUUCUAGUCUAGAGCGACAGAUGCUUUCCCCCAAUUUUUUUUUAAAGGCAAUAGUUAAUUUAUAAAGCAUACGCUCUAAAAUAUUUACUCAUCAAUUUACAUUUACUGAAAAAUCCAAUGAUCAUUCCAGAUGUCCUACCUACAGUGAAUCUGUUAUUAGUGAGGAUGUUUAAUCUGGGUUUUCAGAGUUGUGUAAAUGCCUAUUUGUUAUGGUGUCCUCAUUAAAGGGGGAAGUGUAUGGGAGAUAUGUGUGCUAGUCUAGCAGCUGUCCUAAUGCAGCUGUCAAUCCUAGCCCGGUGUUUCAAGUCUAUGUUUAACCAACCAUCUCACCCACAUACGAGUGUCCUAGCUAUUUUUGUCCAGUCACAGUCACUUCUUUUAUUUACUGAACUUAACUUAGUGCACCGUCAGACAGACUUGGGUUGAAAUACCAGUCUGAAAUCAUUUCAAAUACCUUAUCUGUGUUUGAUUGAGCUUCCUGAUUUAAUGGACCAAAAUAAUAGUCCCCAAACUGGAAACCCCACCCAUUUGUCACUCCAGGCAGUCUAAAGAAAACACUCAAAGCAUUUGAAAGAGUAGGACAUAGUAUUUGAAGCCAGGUGUGCCGUGGGUAAAGCAUGCAUGGCUUCUGCCUGCGUUGUCAUACAGUGACUGUAUAAUUAACCACCCAAAUAUGUCAACCACAGUUAGCACGCCCUGCCUGUAUUUUCUUCUUCUUCCACAUCCCAGACUACAUGAGUCAGCUCUCAUGCCAAGCACGGCCACACUGUCCCUGAUAUGCCUUUGAUGAGUUCACCAGUUCACCCGUGAAGUCUGGGCCCAUAUUUUUUUUUUUAAAGAGUCUCAUAGUAGGAGUUCUGAUCUUGGAUCAGUUUGGACUUUGGGAUCAUA
Salvelinus namaycush (lake trout) is the source of this 3034-nucleotide messenger RNA. RefSeq lists its product as uncharacterized. NCBI's taxonomy places the organism in Eukaryota, Metazoa, Chordata, Actinopteri, Salmoniformes, Salmonidae. The coding region runs from base 575 to 1261 and encodes 228 amino acids. The transcript is spliced from 9 exons. The record is from RefSeq and is a predicted model, not a curated record.